This is a messenger RNA of Medicago truncatula (barrel medic), 1060 nucleotides long. Its product is annotated as double-stranded RNA-binding protein 4-like. Bases 538 to 1023 code for a protein of 161 amino acids. The transcript has 2 exons. The record is from RefSeq and is a predicted model, not a curated record. Lineage: Eukaryota; Viridiplantae; Streptophyta; Magnoliopsida; Fabales; Fabaceae.
CGUAAUUCCUUGAUUUAUUUUGAUUUGUUUUAUGUAAAAAUGUUGUAUCACGAUUGUUGCCUUUUUUUUAAAAACGGCGCGUAAGCGAAAAUGAUAGCGACAAAAAUAAUAAUUUUUCGUCUGAUAUUCUAAGCAUUGUACCAAAAAAUUUUGUUUUUUUUUUUGCAUAAAUCUUCUCUAUUUUCUUUGUCCUGUGUUUUUUUAAUUGUUAUUCUUCUCUAUUUCUUGGGUUCAAUGAAAAGCUUCGCUCCGCUUUGUAUAAACCCGUAUGCGUGAAUGACAUUUCUUUAACCAAUGAUUUUAGUUCAUCCCCAUUUUAAUUUAGAAUAUUUGUUUCUCAAUUAAUUUAUCUUUAGAAAAUUAGAAUAUCUAUUUAAUUAAUUAACAUCUCUUUUCGCAACUCUAUAAAUAGAUUUAUCAUUUUGUCUUUAUGCUCGAUCUUGUAUUUUAUUAUUAUACUUAUGCUAUUUGAUUUUUCAUUGGAUGUGUAUUUACUAUAACCUAAUAGACAAGGAGAAACACAAUUGCUUAUGAGUUAUGACUUUUAUUAUAGAUAUGAUGCAUUUGAACAAGACUCAACUGCAAAUCUAUGCUCAAAAGAGAAACUUAAAGCUUCCAGAGUAUUCUUUUGAGUGGGCUGGUUCACUUCACGCUAUACGUUUCAAGAGCAAAGUUACAAUUGAUGGACAAACCUUUGAGAGUCCUAAGUUUUAUUCGACAUUGAAGGAAGCUGAACAUGCAGCAGCUGAAAAUGCUUUGACAUCAAUAUCACCAAGUGGAACUAAAGAGGAUGAAAUUGUGGUAUACAAGAAUCUUUUGCAAGAAUUAGCUCAAAAGGAAGGAUUGAAGUUGCCUGUAUAUAGUACCAAUAAAUCCGGCGAGGCUCACAAGCCUAUAUUUAGUUCACAAGUGGAGAUAAAAGGGGAAAUAUUUACUGGUCAAGAAGCUAAAUCCAAGAAGCAUGCUGAGAUGAGUGCAGCCAAAGUUGCUUAUACAUUUUUAGACCCAAAAAAAAGAGUGUAAUUUUGCCAAUCCGUAAAGUUUAUUUGCAUUGUUUUUA